Necator americanus (New World hookworm) is the source of this 1182-nucleotide messenger RNA. RefSeq lists its product as uncharacterized. Gene Ontology annotation, molecular function: mRNA binding. Lineage: Eukaryota; Metazoa; Nematoda; Chromadorea; Rhabditida; Ancylostomatidae. The record is from RefSeq and is a predicted model, not a curated record. The transcript is spliced from 11 exons. The coding region runs from base 1 to 1182 and encodes 393 amino acids.
AUGUGUAACCUCUUCAAUCUGAUGUUCCUCUACUCUACGCCAUCAGGGGUGUUCACGAGGCGGGACACCGCCUCGAUAAAACGAGAAAUCCUGAAGCGAUCACACGUGGCAGAGGAACCUCUGCCCCUAAUUGACCCUAACGAGGUUGCAUUUUUACACGCAGCAAAGUUGCAAAAAAUGGCUACAGUUGGACAAGCUGCAGCCGGUGCGUCCGCAUCAGCGAUCACAACACCAAACUCACUGUGUUCGACACCGAUUUCCCUAUAUCCACAAAAUCAAAUAUAUCAAUACAUGGCAGCUACUUCGUUCACGAAUCAAUUAUGCGAGAUGCAACUUCAACCUCAAUUAAAUAACGCCUAUGAAGGAAUUCCAAUAUUUAUUGUUCCUCAAAGUGGACUCGGCCCCUCAACUGUGUCCCUCGCAGCGCUUAAACGAGCAGCGGAAAUUAAGACCGCUCUUGCAACUGCCCCUCAGGAACCCAAAGUAGACACUAGCAAACAUUUUCACGUAUUCGUUGGAGAUCUCAGUCCUGAAGUUGACAAUAAAGCAUUAAAGGAAGCUUUUGCUGUUCAUGGUGAAGUCAGUGAAGCGAAAGUCAUUCGUGAUUCACAAACGCAAAAAUCAAAAGGAUACGGUUUCGUCUCCUACCCUUCAAAAGAGAACGCAGAAAGGGCCAUAAUUUCUAUGAAUGGUCAUUGGCUUGGGCGGCGGGCCAUACGUACGAAUUGGGCAACUCGUAGGCCAACAGAUGAGGCCAGAGAAAAGCUUACAUUUGAACAGGUGUUCAAUUCAACUAAACCAGACAACACAUCAGUUUAUGUAGGAAACGUUAAUCCAAACACUACAGAGAACGAACUACGGGAACCGUUUUCUGUUCACGGAGAAAUCACAGAAGUACGGUUGUUCAAAGCACAAGGGUACGCCUUCGUACGAUAUGAACGUAAGGAAUGCGCUACAAAUGCAAUAAUGGAUAUGAACGGGAAAGAGAUUGGUGGAAACACGAUACGUUGCUCAUGGGGACGAAUGCAACAGUCGGCACCUACAACGCAACUUCUUCCGGACAUAUCACCACUACUUACACCAUCAUUUCUGCCGAAUACCGUCACUAUGCCAAGCGUUUUCUACAAUCCAUUCUACCCUCAAGUAUAUAACCCGUCCCUUGUUCCUCAGUGGCAAGCAUAA